This is a messenger RNA of Periophthalmus magnuspinnatus, 1966 nucleotides long. RefSeq names its product vacuolar protein sorting 45 homolog (gene vps45). Lineage: Eukaryota; Metazoa; Chordata; Actinopteri; Gobiiformes; Gobiidae. Bases 123 to 1829 code for a protein of 568 amino acids. Gene Ontology annotation, biological process: vesicle-mediated transport; intracellular protein transport. The transcript is spliced from 15 exons. Gene Ontology annotation, cellular component: Golgi membrane. The record is from RefSeq and is a predicted model, not a curated record.
AGGAAGUGCCGCUGUGUUUGGUUUUGCAGCUGUAGAAUCACAAGACCUGAAAAGAAGUAGAGCAUUAAAUUCAAAAUUUCAUUCAUUUUUUGCUGUCUUUAGCGCAGCGCCGGAGCCUAAACAUGAACGUGACGCUCGCCGUAAAACAGUACGUCUCCAAAAUGAUCGAGACCAGCGGCUCCGGCAUGAAGGUCCUGCUCAUGGACCGAGAGACGACGAGUGUGGUGAGUGUGGUCUACUCUCAGUCAGAGAUCCUGCAGAAAGAGGUGUAUUUGUUUGAAAGGAUUGAGUCACAAAACAGAGAACCCAUGAAGCAUUUGAAGGCCCUUUGCUUCCUCCGACCCACCAAGGAGAAUGUGGAGCUGUUGGUUCAGGAGCUGAGGAAACCAAAAUACAGCGUCUAUUUCAUCUUUUUCAGUAAUGUGAUCAGUAAGAGUGAAAUCAAGGCCCUGGCAGAGGCUGACGAGCAGGAGGUGGUGGCUGAGGUCCAGGAGUUUUAUGGAGACUUCAUCGCGGUGAAUCCUCACCUGUUCUCCCUCAACCUGGUGGGAGUGUCCAGGGGCCGGAGCUGGGAGCCGUUGAUGCUGCAGCGCUGCACCCAGGGCCUAACUGCAGUGCUUCUGUCCCUGAAAAAGUGUCCUAUGAUCCGCUACCAGCUCUCCUCCGACCUGUCCAAGAGGUUGGCUGAGAACGUCAAGCAAAUUAUCACCAAAGAGUAUGAGCUGUUUGACUUCAGGAAGACUGAGGUUCCUCCUCUGCUGCUGAUCCUUGACCGGAGUGAUGACGCCAUCACCCCCCUGCUCAACCAGUGGACAUACCAGGCGAUGGUGCAUGAGCUGUUGGGGCUGAAUAAUAAUCGGAUCGACCUGUCCAGAGUCCCCGGUGUCAGUAAGGAUCUAAAGGAGGUGGUGCUGUGUGCGGAUAACGACGAGUUCUACGCCAAUAAUUUGUACCUGAACUUCGGGGAGAUCGGCACAAACAUAAAAAAUCUGAUGGAGGAUUUUCAGAAGAAACGUCCCAAAGGACAGCAAAAGCUGGAGUCCAUCUCUGAUAUGAAGGCAUUUGUGGAGACCUACCCUCAAUUUAAGAAGAUGUCUGGGACUGUGUCCAAACAUGUGACUGUGGUGGGGGAGCUGUCCCGGCUCGUCUCAGAGAGAGUUCUGAUGGAGGUGUCCGAGGUGGAGCAGGAGCUGGCGUGUCAGAGUGACCACGGCAACGCAGCACAGAUGGUGCGUCGGAUGGUUCAGAACCCGCGUGUGUCGGAGUUGGAUGCUGUUCGCUUGGUGGCACUCUACGCUCUGAGAUACGAACGUCACACCAGCUCCAUCUUGCCUGCCCUGAAGGGGGAGCUAGAGAGGAGAGGCACCAGCGACCACCUCAAACAGAUGGUUUCCCGUGUGGUGGAGUUUGGUGGGAAACGUGUCAGAGGAAGUGACCUCAUUACUGCCACAGAUGCCGUCGCCAUCACCAAGCAGUUCUUCAAAGGACUCAAGGGGGUGGAAAACGUGUAUACUCAGCACCAGCCACUGCUUCAGGACACGCUGGACCAACUGAUCAAAGGACGUCUCAAAGACGCAACAUUCCCCUACUUGGGCCCGAGCAGCCUCAGGGACAGGCCUCAGGACAUCAUCGUGUUCAUAAUCGGAGGAGCCACGUAUGAAGAGGCUCUGAGCGUAUACAACCUGAAUAGAAGCUGCCCCGGAGUGAGGAUAGUACUGGGAGGGAGCCACGUGCACAAUACUAAGAGUUUCUUGGAGGAAGUGAUGUCAGCGACAGGUCAAAGUUCAGAACGCUCACAAGGCGGGAGUCGUCACAGCAAUAGGCGCUAAUGAGCUCUAGACCAAUUAGGACGCAGACACAUUCCCUUUGCUUUUAUUUAUGUUGUUUGUGAGUUUAAGAUUUGUGUUUUAAAAGUGUAAAAAGUUUAUGGACUAAAACUGAACAAAAAUAAAUGCUCUUAAAGCAG